Phoenix dactylifera (date palm) is the source of this 1475-nucleotide messenger RNA. Its product is annotated as diaminopimelate epimerase family protein. NCBI's taxonomy places the organism in Eukaryota, Viridiplantae, Streptophyta, Magnoliopsida, Arecales, Arecaceae. Gene Ontology annotation, cellular component: cytosol; cytoplasm. The record is from RefSeq and is a predicted model, not a curated record. Gene Ontology annotation, molecular function: diaminopimelate epimerase activity.
AAGUCAGGUUUGCGCUUGCCGACAUUAGGUCGGAUACCUUCUGCGGCACCGUCAGGCAACGAGUGACGAGUCCCUCCUACCCCUUUGUAUGCGAACCUUUCCACACUCGAGAGGGAGGCGGCUCGGAGACCGAAGACCAUGGUCGCCGCCCCUGUCUCCCUCGCUUUCUCCCACUCCUCUCUUCGCUCUCUCGCCUCGAUCUCUCCACUCCGCCUCCCUCCAUCGAUUCCAUCUUACAAACCCGUCCUCGUUCUCCGAACCCCUAGUUCUCGAUCGCCGGCGGCUUCCAUGAGCGUCGAGGCCCCCAAGAAGUCCCCCGAUGCCUUUUUAUUGGAUCGGAAGGAGUCCGGCCUACUUCAUUUCGUCAAAUACCAGGGCCUAGGCAACGAUUUCAUCAUGGUCGAUAAUAGGGAUUCCUUGGAGCCCAGUGUUACGCCCGAGCAGGCCGUGAAGCUCUGCGAUCGAAAUUUUGGCAUCGGUGCCGAUGGUGUAAUCUUUGCAAUGCCGGGGAUCAAUGGCACCGAUUACUCCAUGAGGAUCUUUAACUCGGAUGGCAGCGAGCCUGAGAUGUGCGGUAAUGGAGUGCGCUGCUUUGCUCGAUUUGUUGCGGAGCUUGAAAACCUUCAUGGGAUGAAAAGUUUUACGAUUCACACUGGGGCUGGUUUAAUUGUUCCAGAAAUCCAAAAUGAUGGAAAGGUAAAAGUGGAUAUGGGUCAGCCUAUUCUUACAGCACGAGAUAUUCCUACUAAGCUUCCAGGAAACAUGAAUGGAGCUGUCAUCCAAGCUGAAUUGGUAGUUGAUGGCAUACCAUGGAAUGUGACCUGUGUUAGUAUGGGAAAUCCUCAUUGCAUCACUUUUGGCAUGAAAGCAUAUAAGGCAAUGGAGGUGGAUGACUUGAAGCUCGAAGAUAUUGGUCCAAAAUUCGAGCACCAUGAAAUGUUCCCCUCUCGAAUUAAUACAGAAUUUGUGCAAGUCUUCUCUCGUUCACACCUGAAAAUGCGUGUAUGGGAGCGUGGUGCAGGAGCAACUCUAGCCUGUGGGACUGGAGCUUGUGCAGUCGUUGUUGCAGCAGUUCUAGAGGGCCGCACUGAAAGGAUAUGCAUUGUUGAUUUGCCUGGUGGGCCACUGGAGAUUGAGUGGAGGGAGGAAGACAAUCAUGUUUACAUGACAGGCCCUGCAGAGGUAGUGUUUUAUGGAUCUGUCCCCCUUUAGCUCAGCAUUUAGAUUAGUUUCUAAGACCUUUGCUCCAAGAGGACAUGAUAAAUGAGUCCAAUUGAAAGAUGUUCUGGAGUAUUAUUUGCAACAUGUAUAUUAAUGUCUGUAAACUGUCAGAAAUUUUGUUACUUGUAGUUUACAUGAUGACAUGUCACUCGCAAAUUGUAGCUACAGUCAGUUUGCUAUAUUAAGGCUCGUAACUACUUGCAGACGAAGUUGCUGCCUGACAGCUUUGUGCAGUUCUUCUUAUGCAGUGUUCA